AGCGAAUCAGGGAACGACAGGCCAGGGAACGGACUCUUCACUGAGCAACUGCCGAUUAGUUUCCACAGUUCCUUAAGCACCCGACCGCCAGAUAUAUCCAUCGCAGCCUUUGAAUGGUCGCCAUUAACCACUGACGUCAUGACAGCCACUCACCGCUCUCGGCUGCAGAUCCGGCCUUCUGACACCGAAGUGGACGAGAGGGAAUAUCGGGCCAUCGACGGCGACAUCAGCUGCAAUGUGGCAGCCGGCGGACGAACAGAUAAUGGAUGCGUUCGAUUUGGGUUCAAGCAAGGUCUGUUCCUGAUGCUUGGUUUGGCCUGUCUUAUGGCCAUGCAGUCCCUCGUGUACUCAGAAGUGGUAGCAAGGCAGGGAGGGCCACAGCCACUACUGAUUUCACGUAAGUAUGUGCCUUGUCUGUCUGUCUGUCGAUCAGCUGUGGUGGCAUCAGAAUGGCCAGUCAGCGGGCCCUGAUGGCGCCAUCGAUGGAUGGCAGCCGGGAGAGAAGCUCACGGGAGGACCUGCGUCAUCGCAGAUUCCCACAGACAGCAAGGUGAUGAUAGCAGUCCCGUCGACCAACGACAUUCUGCAAAUCGACGUGAACACAAUUCUUGUAAGAGGAAUUGUGCAAAACAGAUGCAUGCACAGCUCUUUUGUCUGUCUGUCUGUCUGUCUGUCAGUACCCGUGGAGUGCGAUGCCUCCAUUGGAGCUGGGCAUGCAGUGCUCACUCGACCUGCCAGUGUUGGGCAGCCACAGGGGGGCAGGUGGUGGUGUGUCUGGUGUGUCCUCUGUGGAUGCCAUUCGUUCAUACGAGGCAUUGCUCAAACCUGCAUACGCAGAUAUCAGUGGCCACUUCGUUGCCCAGGUCAGUGGCAGAAAGAUAGAGGAGCCCUUGCGUCGUGGCGCGGCAUCAUGAUGGGGUGUGGGUGUUUUGCAGCGUGACCUGCAUCGUCUGAAUGAUGUGGCCAACAGAGUCAUGGAAAAAAAGACGGACGGAGAAACGGCCAAGGACAGACAGUCGUGCGCAGAAUCGACGUAUGGCGAAAUGACCCCUCCUGGUCUGGCCGCCGUCCUGACCCACCCACUCGUCGGCUUCCAGGCUGGAGAGGUAUUUGCUGACCUCGGCACCGGGGUAGGCAAGCUGCCGCUACAGGCCAUGAUAGUGCACAAUGCCUCGAAGGCCUAUGGUACCAACAAACAACAGCCACCAUGCACACGCAGAUGCGUGUGUGUCCGGUCUCCUUCAUGUCAGGAGUCGAGCUGGCCAAUCGGCGUUUUCUUCUCGGCUGCUUGGCUCUCGGUCGUGUCAAUGAGCAAUUUCAGACUGGGGCUCCCUGGCGUCCUUUUGGUGACGAGGAGAAAACAUCAAUCGCACAGAAUUGCGGCGACCUGUGCCGCGAGCGUGCCACAAGGCCUGGGAGGGUCGUCCUCGCCUACCAAGACAUACUCAAGUAUGGACAUGUGUGUGUUUGUGCAGUCACGCACGUGUCUCGGCGUGUCUGUCAGAGCUGAUGUGUCUAAUGUCGAUGUCGCCUUCUCCAAUAAUAUUUGUCUGCGCCACAGCCUCAACAAUGCAGUUGGCCAGAGGCUGCUGGACCAGCUGAAGAUCGGUGCAAGGAUUGCGGUCGCAAGGUACCCAGCCAGUUUCGUGUUGUCUCCUGCUGGCUGCCCCGUUGUCCGUCUUUGUCCAGGCGCUUUCGGCGGAUGCCCGUGUCGUCUUCCAGACAUCUCGAGCGCAUUGGGGCCAUUCCUGCUAGGGUCUCCUGGAUGUCACAGCCCGCAGACCACAUCGUAUACAAGUAAGCAGCCGGCCUUUAUCACACUAAGACUGCGUUGAUUUCUUGUCCUUCUUUGCCUCUUCCAGGGUGGUGGCUGGCGAGGGGCCUCAAGAGACAUCUGCGGAUCGACCGGCGUCAGCAGCCCAUCGGCAGCGUCACAGCAUCACCACCAUUCCUCCGCCGCAGAAAUGCACUCUUGACCUGGGCAUUGAGGUGGCCAAGAGGAUCCACACAGAUGCAGACAAGGCGGCUGACGGGCAGAGGCAUGUGCACGAGGAGCCGUGGCAGCAGGCUGCUGAGCUGUUCAACGAUAUCUACAGUACAAUUUCAGGUACGACGAACACACAUAUCUUGGAUCGACUUGUGUAUGUAUGUAUGUAUGUAUCGUGUGUGAAGGGUUUGUGUCUCUGAAUGACCCAGCGUCCGACACGGUCAACAGAAUCGGCCAGCACCACAUGGAGGACGAACAGGACAGAGAGUGGGCUGACACGCAGACAGACAUGUGCCGCUGCUGCACGGCUGACGUGUCAAUAUAUAUUGUCAGGAGUUGCGACGAGUCAACCUAUGGUGAGAUCACACCUGAGGGCCUUCAAAGCAUAUUGCAUGACUCAUGGAUCCAGGUACAAUCAAUGGGCAGGCCGAGGCAGCGACGCGACUGACUUGCGCGCACUUGUCUUCCUUUUUGUUGCAUUCAGGCGGGUACAGCGGACGUGUUGCUAGAUAUCGGCGGCGGUGUCGGGAAGAAUGCCUUGCAGGCAGUCCUCUUCCACAAUUUGACACGUGCCACAGGUACGGACGCGCCAUAAGACAGCGGCGGCAACGCACGCCCGUCUGUGUGCUGCUUGCUGCCCAGGUGUUGAGCUGCAGACAACGCGCCACGCCCACGCAUGUGAGGCUUUGGACCGACUGAGGAGACAUAUUGCUUUACAAGAGACAGACCGAGACCUUCCCAGGGGUGUGAUAGAGUACCUGCACGGAGACAUGACCACCAUGGCCCUUCUGCGAGCAUCGAUCAUCUACUGUGCCAACACAUGCUUCAGAAGGGUCAGACUCAGCAACGCAUGUACGCAUCAUGGAAUGGGAGGAUGGGUGGGUGUGUAUUGGCAUGUAGGGUUUGAUGCGGCAGCUGUAUCGUGUGCUGACAGAGCGCUUCGACGUCGGCACCAAGAUCGUGCUACUCAGAGUAAUGCCACUACACGCAUGCACGAGUGUGGUCUGGUGGGUGUUCUCCUUCUUCUCAGCCUUUUGACCUGAAGCAGCCCUUGGUGGCCAACGAGGCGGCGGGGAGGGCGCUAGAAUAUGUCAAGGCUGUCAGAACUAGAGUCUCGUGGAUCAACGCAUUCGUAAGAUCGAGACACAGACACACCACUGAGUGAGUUUGAUGCUGCGUAAUGUAUGUUGUGCUGUGUAUGUUGGUCCCUCCUUCCUCUCCUCCAUCAGCAGGAGAGCUAUGCUUAUCGAGUGGUCCAGGUCCGAGAGCCACCGCAGCCCAUACCUGCAGCCGAUCGCACUGAAUGAGACUCGAGCUAUGGAUGGAUGCGAC
Messenger RNA from Vitrella brassicaformis, 3319 nucleotides. The record is from the annotation of a GenBank genome assembly. Lineage: Eukaryota; Vitrellaceae.